AUGACAAUAUUCAAUUUUUACUUGUUUAAUCGAGAUGGCGCAUGUGUUCUAUACAGGGAAUGGAGACGGGAAAAAAAAGCGGUAAUGUCAAUGGAACAGGAAUUGAAAUUAAUGUAUGGCAUGCUAUUAUCAUUACGCUCAUUCGCUUUGAAACUUUCGACAGCAGCUGGAAUUCAACAAGUGAAUAGUUUUGAAACUAGUCAAUAUAAGUUAAACUAUCUGGAAACACCCACUGGAUUGAAAAUGGUUCUCAACACGGAUCCAAAUGCAGCCGGGAUUCCUGAGCUUAUGCGUAGUAUUUAUCAGGCAUAUGUCGAUGGAGUGAUAAAAAAUGUGCUAAUUGAAAGUAAUGCGCAAUUAAGCAAUGAACUUUUCAAUAGCCGACUUGAACAACUAAUUCAAAAUCAUCCAUCAUUUUGA
Brugia malayi is the source of this 420-nucleotide messenger RNA. It is a transcript of the gene Bma-trpp-1, whose product is annotated as trafficking protein particle complex subunit 1, putative. Lineage: Eukaryota; Metazoa; Nematoda; Chromadorea; Rhabditida; Onchocercidae. Bases 1 to 420 code for a protein of 139 amino acids. Gene Ontology annotation, cellular component: TRAPP complex. The transcript has 4 exons. Gene Ontology annotation, biological process: endoplasmic reticulum to Golgi vesicle-mediated transport. The record is from RefSeq and is a predicted model, not a curated record.